This is a messenger RNA of Rotaria sp. Silwood1, 2106 nucleotides long. NCBI's taxonomy places the organism in Eukaryota, Metazoa, Rotifera, Eurotatoria, Philodinida, Philodinidae. The record is from the annotation of a GenBank genome assembly.
AUGACUUUUCUUCUGCUUGAACUGUCGAUAUUAACAGUAAUUGUAAGAGCUGCUCAUUACAAAGGCGGCUUAAUUAAUUGGAAACCUGUUGAUCCAUAUACCAAUGCAAGUACUGUUGAAAUUAUUAUUUAUGAAUCUCAUUCAUGGACAUUAAUUCGUUUUCCAUGCAAUCAGGUAAAAAUAGCCAGCUUAGGUCUAUACGCAGAUACAAGCGGUGGUGGUUCAGGUGCAACUAUUGCUUGUCAGACAUCUGUAACUAGUUGCACAGGAACAGGCUUUUCACCCUUCAGUAACUAUAAUUACUGCACUGAUUUUUGUAAUAUCGUACAAAUCAGUAGUGGAGCUUUAAUUAAGAAGAUGACUUUGAAUCGUAAUACGAAUAUCGUAGUCGGAUUUACAGGAGGCGAUUGGGCUACUGAAAUCUUAAAGACAUCUUCUAAUACAUCUGCAUCAGGGUGGGCCGUAGUAACUCGUAUUGAUCUCACACAAAAGUAUCCUAUCAACUCAUCACCAGGUAAGUUUCUUGAAAAACAAAAAACAAUAACUGAUAUCAAUAUGGUGCGUAUUGUUUCAGUGACUGGAUCUCUGCCUCUCAUUCGUGUCAUCGAAGGACAAAGAGCCAUCAUUCAAAUUCCAAGAGCCGAUUGGGAUCGAACUGAUGAUAUUCGUUGUCGUUGGGCAAGUAGUACCGGUGCUGCUGGAAAUGAAUGUGGUGACAUAUGUAAUAAUUUAUCAGGUGCAAAUCUAUCAGCUAGUGAAUGCACGAUAACUUGGGAUGCUGUGCGACGACCAUAUGAUAUCAGUAGAGGUAGAGCUACAAGUACUUAUGUGGUAGCAAUCAUGGUAGAAGAUUUCGUAAAUACUGCAAGUACAAUACCUAUGAGCUCGGUUCCAUUACAAAUGCUUAUUUUUACAUAUCAACCAGCAUCUGGAGCUUGUAGUACCAAACCUGAAAUUAUUGGUGAUCGUCCUAAUCGAGCGUGUAUCGGUGUCCUACCUGGUGUACAACAUAGUGAACGUAUUGUUGCUGCUGUUUACUGUGCUGGUGAUUACAUCAAUGAAUUUGUUACUAUUUCGCCAUUAUAUAUGAUAAAAACAACCAUAGCCCCUGUUAGUGGUACUAGUAAUCAAUGGUAUAUUACAUUGACAUGGACACCAACUACUGAUCAGAUAGGACCUCAAGUUUUUUGCGCUGCUCCCAUUGAUCAAAAGAACUUGACUGGCUCUCAACACUGUAUUAAUUUUGUUGUUGGUUAUCUUGCACCAAAUCUCGUCACUCCGAUUCUAGUUCAAGGAUCAGCAUCACCAUUGGGAACAGUUUUUGCAAAUCAAUCUUUAUUUAGCAUUCAAGCUACAAGUAAUGUCUACCGUCCUAGUCGAAACGGUACGUACAUUCAAAUCUUCAACAAAGCAAAUCCAUUGACUCCUGAGUGGCAAGUCGAUUGUGGUUAUUCACCGGAUUGUAUUUAUACUGGAAACACGGUCUUGUUCUAUGUCCAAAAUGCUAAUUGGACUCCCGGUGCAUACUACUAUAUUUUAUUCUCUAGUGGAGCUGCAUCGGGUAAUAUAUUUUGCUCUCCUGAAUCGGAUCCUAUUAUAGAUCCAAACUACUGGAAUUUCAACAUUUGGGAUCCAGGUGUUUCAAGUACAUUGACAACAACAACUACUCCUCCAACGACGGGCACUGUUACCACACGACCGAAUAAUCGGCUAGCAAUUAUUACAUUUAAUAGUGAAGCGCAUGUGGCUGAAAUGAUGAAGAAAUUAACUGAGAUUCGUAUCGAACAGUUGAAAAAUCAUUUGUUAGAAAUUCAUGCUAAUGGAGGUACAAAUAUGAAUGCUAGUAUUGAAUGUAGUGUAUCGUUAUUUAAGACAAUUUCAUUGGUGACAGAUGAUGAUUACGAUAAUCUAAUCUUAUUUAUAACCGAUGUACAACCAAAUCCUGACUGUUUGAAUGAAAAAUCCUUUUAUUCACGUAUUGACCAAUUAGCAAAACAACGUAUUUAUACAACAUUUGUUAGUGUCGGUAUUGAUUUGAAUACUCCGCUAAUAUUUUCAAUAACAAAACAACGUGGAGUCAACUAUUUUUCUGGACAUGAUUCAAAA